Molecule: messenger RNA, 936 nt
Organism: Symbiodinium sp. CCMP2592
Lineage: Eukaryota; Dinophyceae; Suessiales; Symbiodiniaceae
Source: the annotation of a GenBank genome assembly
AUGAAGCUCAGCAUGCUUCAGGCCGCUCUGGAGGCGGAGCAGAGCUUCGACAAUUUGAAAGAGCAGCUCAACAGCCAGGAGGCGCUGCAGGAAAGAGCUGCGGAGCAGCUGAACACUGAGGUGGAGGAGCUGGUAGCACGACGACGUCGCCUCCGGGAGAAGGGGCAAUCUCGACAAAGCCUCUACUGGGAGGCGGCUCCGUUUCUGACGGUGGGGGAAGAGAAACUGUGGCGCCAACGGAAGGAGCUGAAGUCUUGCCACCGAGACAUCUCCAGGUUGCAGGAGGAACUCUCCCAAAGCGAACUACAGGAGCGAGCCCGGCGAACUGCCGCAGAGAACGCAGCAGAGUCUGAGCAGCAGGCUCACGACUGCGAGAAAGAGAAGCGAGAGCAGAGCCUACGGGAGCUGCUGAGCCUGCAGCAGCGGCUCUCCUCUGCAGAAAUGGAUGGGACUUCGCCUACGCUUGAUUAUUCUGAAGCUGGUCAGAGCAUUGAGAUGGAUGACUUGCAGGCGACGAAUCAGCGCCUGCACGAGCAGGUUGCAUCCUUGAAGGCCCUUGCAGAAAGGUGCCAGCCAACAGCCAGCGAGAGCUUUGCGGAUGUGUUGUGGGGUGCUGGGAAUCGGGUGAUCUCGCAGAUGAAGGACCUACAUCGCGCAGGGCAGAUUCUGCUAACUUCUUCCGAUUUCUUGUCGAGGCCCUUCGCUUACCAUUCGCUCCCGAUCGUGCGAACAGAUGCCGCUGCCCAUAGUUGGGCCGUUGGUGGCGAAGAUGUCACGAAGAAGGAGCUCGAGGACCGCUGUGACCGUGAACGCCGUCUUCGAGCCGAGCUGGAAGAGCGAUUGAGGGAGCCCACUGAGGCAGAUGUGAGCGCCACAAUUGCGGAGUUCCUCCGUGCUGAGCCACGCAUGCCUUUGAAUUCAGAAGGCCCUACGUAG